Molecule: messenger RNA, 1236 nt
Organism: Arabis nemorensis
Lineage: Eukaryota; Viridiplantae; Streptophyta; Magnoliopsida; Brassicales; Brassicaceae
Source: the annotation of a GenBank genome assembly
AUGUCCGGAUCACUGAUUCCGGGAUCGAAUCCGGAUCGGAUUUCAUCUCCGACGAGCUCGAAGUCGGUGACGCAGACGGUGAACGGGUCGCACCAAUUCGUGAUACAAGGGUAUAGCUUAGCGAAAGGGAUGGGUGUAGGGAAACACAUAGCGAGUGAUAACUUCUCCGUCGGAGGAUAUCAGUGGGGGAUCUUCUUCUACCCGGACGGUAAGAAUCCGGAGGAUAACUCCGGGUACGUCUCUGUCUUCAUCGCGUUGGCUAGCGAAGGAACUGAAGUCAGGGCACUUUUUGAGCUAACUCUUGUCGACCAAAGCGGAAAGGGGAAGCAUAAGGUCCAUAGCCAUUUUGAGCGGUCGCUUGAUAGUGGACCUUACACUCUCAAAUACAGAGGAAGCAUGUGGGGAUACAAGCGUUUCUUCAGACGUAACCAGCUUGAGAUAUCUGACUAUCUCAAAGAUGAUUGCUUGAUAAUUAAUUGUACGGUUGGAGUUGUGGUUUCAGAAAUACACUGCCCACGGCGGUUACACUCCGUUCAGGUCCCUGAUUCAGAACUUGGAUCACAUUUUGGAGUUUUAUUGGAUAGCAUGGAAGGUUCUGAUAUCACUUUUGACAUUGCUGGCGAAAAGUUUCCAGCUCAUAAAUUAGUACUGGCUGCUCGAUCUCCAUAUUUUAAGUCUAAAUUCUUCAAAGAGCCUGAAGCAGACAAUACAGAGGUUACGAUCAACGAUUUGGAACCAAAGGUUUUUAAGGCUUUGCUACAAUUCAUAUAUAAAGAUUCUCUUCCGGAUGAUGUGGAGCCUGUGACAACUCAUACAUUUGAAAUCUUAAAGCUGUCUGAAAUCUACGAGACAUUGAUUGUAAAGCUUUUAGCAGCAGCGGACAAAUUUGACCUUAAUAGGCUUAGGUUAUUGUGUGAAUUUCAUAUCUGCAAAGGCGUAUCAGUCAAAUCUGUCGCCAAGAUCUUAGCAUUGGCCGACAGAUAUAAUGCUACAGAACUUAAAAGCGUUUGCUUAAAAUUUACUGCCGAGAACCUAGCAGCGGUCCUGGAGACAGACGCGUACAAGGAGCUGAAGGAUGAAUGUCUUUCCCUGCAGUCUGAGCUUCUGAAGGCGGUGGCUGGUUACGAGGAAGGCAGCAACAGUACCGGAGGAGCAAAGUCUCAGAGCGUGUGGGCUCAACUAUCAGACGGUGGUGGCGAUACAAGCAGCCGGCAUGUUAGACAACGAACCACCUAG